CAUUACGGUAGGGCUCGUUCCCGGCGCGGCCGCCAGCCCCAGCCUCCCGAGCCCGGCGCCGGCACUGGCGGAGGCCGCGAGCGAGGGAGCGCGAGCGGGGAGGCACGCGCCCGCCCUCCGCGCCCGGACCGCCGCCGCCGCCGCCGCCGCAGCCAUGGCCGAGCGCCGCGCCUUCGCCCAGAAGAUCAGCAGAACUGUGGCUGCUGAAGUUAGGAAGCAGAUCUCUGGGCAAUAUAGUGGUUCUCCUCAACUGCUUAAAAACCUCAACAUUGUUGGCAAUAUAUCCCAUCAUACCGCAGUGCCCCUUACGGAAGCAGUGGAUCCAGUGGAUUUAGAAGAGUACCUUGCUACUCAUCCUUUAGGUGUGGAUUCUGGGCCUUUAAGGGAAUUGGUUGAAUUCCCUCCAGAUGAUAUCGAAGUUGUUCAUAGUCCUAGGGACUGCAGAACCCUUGUUUCAGCUGUACCUGAAGAAAGUGAAAUGGAUCCACAUGUUAGAGAUUGUAUAAGAAGUUAUACAGAAGACUGGGCAAUUGUGAUCAGAAAAUAUCAUAAACUGGGAACAGGAUUUAAUCCCAAUACAUUAGAUAAACAGAAAGAAAGGCAAAAAGGUUUGCCAAAACAGGUGUUUGAAUCUGAUGAAGCUCCAGAUGGCAGCAACUACCAGGAUGAGCAAGAUGAUCUUAAAAGACGUUCAAUGUCAAUAGAUGAUACUCCAAGAGGUAGCUGGGCCUGUAGUAUUUUUGACUUGAAAAAUUCACUUCCCGAUGCUCUGCUUCCCAACUUACUUGAUCGAACUCCAAAUGAAGAAAUAGACCGUCAGAAUGAUGACCAAAGGAAAUCAAACCGUCACAAGGAACUCUUUGGUUUGCAUCCAUCACCAGAUGAGGAAGAACCAAUAGAACGACUUAGUGUUCCUGAUGUGCCCAAAGAACAUUUUGGUCAAAGACUUCUUGUAAAAUGUUUAUCACUCAAGUUUGAGAUUGAAAUUGAACCCAUUUUUGCAAGUUUGGCUUUAUAUGAUGUCAAGGAAAAGAAAAAGAUUUCAGAAAACUUUUAUUUUGACCUUAAUUCUGAGCAGAUGAAAGGAUUGCUACGCCCACAUGUACCACCUGCUGCCAUUACCACCCUGGCAAGAUCAGCUAUUUUUUCUAUCACUUAUCCUUCCCAAGAUGUUUUUCUUGUAAUAAAGUUAGAAAAAGUCCUACAGCAAGGAGACAUUGGAGAGUGUGCAGAACCAUAUAUGAUUUUCAAAGAAGCAGAUGCCACCAAGAAUAAGGAAAAAUUGGAGAAGCUGAAAAGUCAAGCUGAUCAGUUUUGCCAAAGACUUGGGAAAUAUCGCAUGCCUUUUGCUUGGACUGCGAUCCAUUUAAUGAAUAUUGUUAGCAGUGCUGGGAGUUUGGAAAGAGAUUCUACAGAGGUAGAAAUUAGUACUGGAGAAAGAAAAGGGUCUUGGUCAGAGAGGAGGAAUUCUAGUAUUGUUGGCAGGCGAUCACUUGAAAGGACAACAAGUGGAGAUGAUGCUUGUAACCUGACCAGCUUUCGACCUGCUACGCUCACAGUGACAAAUUUUUUUAAGCAGGAAGGAGACCGGUUAAGUGAUGAAGAUCUGUACAAAUUCCUUGCUGAUAUGAGAAGGCCAUCUUCUGUUUUACGGAGGCUGAGACCUAUUACAGCUCAGCUGAAGAUAGACAUUUCUCCAGCACCUGAGAAUCCUCAUUAUUGCCUAACCCCGGAGCUGCUUCAGGUGAAGCUUUACCCUGACAGUAGAGUUAGACCUACCAGAGAAAUUUUGGAGUUUCCUGCUAGGGAUGUUUAUGUUCCAAACACUACUUACAGAAAUCUUCUCUACGUAUACCCUCAAAGCCUCAAUUUUGCCAAUCGUCAAGGUUCUGCCAGAAAUAUAACAGUGAAAGUGCAGUUUAUGUAUGGGGAGGAUCCAAGCAAUGCCAUGCCGGUAAUCUUUGGUAAAUCUAGCUGUUCAGAAUUUUCAAAGGAAGCCUAUACAGCCGUAGUAUAUCAUAACAGGUCUCCUGAUUUUCAUGAAGAAAUCAAGGUUAAACUCCCUGCUACCUUAACUGACCAUCAUCACUUGCUUUUUACUUUUUAUCAUGUUAGUUGUCAACAAAAACAAAAUACUCCUCUUGAAACUCCUGUUGGAUAUACAUGGAUACCAAUGCUUCAGAAUGGACGAUUAAAGACUGGGCAAUUUUGCCUACCGGUCUCACUGGAAAAACCACCACAGGCUUAUUCUGUACUGUCUCCUGAGGUUCCUCUACCUGGCAUGAAAUGGGUAGAUAACCACAAAGGUGUUUUUAAUGUUGAAGUUGUUGCUGUUUCAUCUAUCCAUACACAAGAUCCUUAUCUUGACAAGUUUUUUGCUCUGGUCAAUGCUCUGGAUGAACACAUGUUCCCUGUCCGAAUUGGAGACAUGCGAAUCAUGGAAAAUAACUUAGAAAAUGAAUUGAAGAGCAGUAUUUCAGCAUUGAAUUUAUCUCAGUUGGAACCAGUGGUCCGAUUUCUUCAUCUUCUGCUUGAUAAACUGAUACUUUUAGUUGUUAGACCUCCAGUCAUUGCUGGCCAAAUAGUUAAUCUAGGUCAAGCAUCUUUUGAAGCGAUGUCAUCAAUUAUAAAUCGGCUUCACAAAAAUCUGGAUGGAAGUCAUGACCAGCACGGCAGGAACAGUCUUCUUGCAUCAUAUAUCUAUUAUGUUUUUCGCUUACCAAAUACUUCCCCUAAUUCACCAUCACCAGGUCCUGGGGGUUUAGGAGGAUCAGUGCAUUAUGCCACAAUGGCUAGAUCUGCUGUGAGACCUGCAAGCCUUAAUUUAAAUCGUUCUCGGAGCCUUAGUAACAGUAAUCCAGAUAUAUCUGGGACUCCCACGUCACCAGAUGAUGAAGUACGGUCAAUCAUCGGCAGUAAGGGUUUAGAUCGCUCCAAUUCCUGGGUUAACACUGGUGGUCCAAAAGCUGCCCCAUGGGGAUCCAACCCCAGUCCAAGUGCAGAAUCAACACAGGCUAUGGAUCGAAGUUGUAAUCGUAUGUCUUCGCACACAGAGACGUCAAGUUUCUUACAAACAUUAACGGGACGCUUACCAACUAAAAAGCUUUUUCACGAGGAGCUGGCUUUGCAGUGGGUGGUUUGCAGUGGCAGCGUUCGGGAGGCAGCUUUGCAGCAGGCCUGGUUCUUUUUUGAGUUAAUGGUGAAGAGCAUGGUGCAUCAUUUAUACUUUAAUGAUAAACUAAAUGCAGCAAGAAAAUCUCGUUUUCCAGAGCGUUUCAUGGAUGACAUUGCUGCUCUUGUCAGUACAAUUGCCAGUGAUAUAGUUUCUCGAUUUCAGAAGGAUGCAGAAAUGGUUGAAAGACUCAACACAAGUCUUGCAUUCUUUCUCAAUGAUCUGUUGUCUGUUAUGGACAGAGGAUUUGUCUUUAGCCUUAUAAAGAACUUCUAUAAACAGGUGUCUUCAAAGCUUUACUCAUUACCAAUUCCAAGUGUCCUGGUGUCCUUGAGGUUGGAUUUUCUGCGAAUCAUCUGCAGCCAUGAGCACUAUGUUACAUUAAACUUGCCCUGUAGCCUGCUUACUCCGCCUGCAUCACCAUCACCUUCUGUUUCUUCUGCAACAUCUCAGAGUUCUGGAUUUUCCACCAAUGUACAGGACCAGAAGAUUGCAAAUAUGUUCGAAUUGUCUGUGCCUUUCCGCCAACAGCAUUAUUUGGCAGGACUUGUAUUAACAGAGCUGGCUGUCAUUUUAGACCCUGAGGCUGAAGGACUGUUUGGAUUGCAUAAGAAAGUCAUCAAUAUGGUACACAAUUUACUAUCCAGUCACGACUCAGACCCACGGUACUCUGACCCCCAGAUAAAGGCUCGGGUGGCUAUGUUAUAUCUACCUCUGAUUGGCAUUAUCAUGGAAACUGUUCCUCAGCUGUAUGAUUUUACAGAAACUCACAAUCAACGAGGAAGACCAGUUUGUAUAGCCACUGAUGAUUAUGAAAGUGAGAGUGGAAGCAUGAUAAGCCAGACAGUUGCCAUGGCAAUUGCAGGAACAUCAGUUCCUCAACUAACAAGGCCUGGAAGUUUUAUUCUCACAUCAACGAGUGGCAGGCAACACACUACCUUUUCAGCAGAAUCAAGUCGGAGCCUUUUGAUCUGCCUCCUUUGGGUUCUCAAGAAUGCAGAUGAGUCAGUUCUACAAAAGUGGUUUACAGAUCUCUCAGUCCUGCAGCUCAACCGCCUGUUAGAUCUGCUUUACCUCUGUGUAUCUUGCUUUGAAUACAAAGGAAAGAAAGUGUUUGAAAGAAUGAAUAGCUUGACCUUUAAAAAAUCAAAAGACAUGAGAGCUAAGCUUGAAGAAGCUAUUCUUGGGAGCAUAGGUGCUAGGCAAGAAAUGGUGCGCCGAAGCCGAGGACAGCUUGGUAUGUACACAAUGUCUUCUCCUUCUGAGAGAAGCCCAUCUGGAAGUGCCUUUGGCAGUCAAGAAAAUCUGAGGUGGAGGAAGGAUAUGACUCACUGGCGGCAAAACACUGAGAAACUUGACAAAUCAAGAGCAGAGAUUGAACAUGAAGCACUGAUUGAUGGAAAUCUGGCUACUGAAGCAAACCUAAUCAUUUUGGAUACACUAGAGAUUGUUGUCCAGACCGUUUCUGUAACAGAAUCCAAAGAGAGCAUCCUUGGUGGGGUACUAAAAGUGCUGCUACAUAGUAUGGCAUGUAACCAAAGUGCAGUUUAUCUACAACACUGUUUUGCUACACAGAGGGCCCUGGUUUCAAAGUUCCCUGAACUCCUGUUUGAAGAAGAGACAGAACAAUGUGCUGAUUUAUGCCUCCGGCUUCUCCGACACUGUAGCAGUAGCAUCAGUACAAUACGGUCACAUGCUAGUGCCUCCCUUUACCUAUUGAUGAGACAAAACUUUGAAAUAGGGAAUAACUUUGCCAGGGUUAAAAUGCAGGUAACCAUGUCACUAUCUUCCUUGGUGGGUACAUCUCAGAAUUUUAAUGAAGAAUUCUUAAGACGUUCUCUGAAGACUAUAUUGACCUAUGCUGAAGAAGAUCUGGAAUUGAGAGAAACAACCUUUCCUGAUCAGGUUCAAGAUUUGGUUUUCAAUCUUCAUAUGAUCCUUUCUGAUACUGUUAAAAUGAAGGAGCACCAGGAGGAUCCUGAAAUGUUGAUUGAUCUAAUGUACAGAAUUGCCAAGGGCUAUCAGACCUCUCCGGAUCUGCGUCUGACCUGGUUGCAGAACAUGGCUGGCAAGCACUCGGAGCGCAGCAAUCACGCUGAGGCUGCGCAGUGCCUGGUCCACUCAGCAGCACUGGUUGCAGAAUAUUUGAGCAUGCUGGAGGACCGCAAAUAUCUCCCUGUGGGCUGUGUAACAUUUCAGAAUAUUUCAUCUAAUGUUUUAGAAGAGUCUGCAGUCUCAGAUGAUGUCGUAUCUCCCGAUGAAGAAGGCAUCUGCUCUGGAAAGUACUUCACUGAGUCAGGACUUGUGGGAUUGCUAGAGCAAGCAGCUGCUUCUUUCUCUAUGGCUGGCAUGUAUGAAGCAGUUAAUGAGGUGUACAAGGUACUUAUUCCUAUUCAUGAAGCUAAUCGGGAUGCAAAGAAACUAUCCACAAUUCAUGGUAAACUUCAAGAAGCAUUCAGCAAAAUUGUUCAUCAGAGUACUGGCUGGGAGCGGAUGUUUGGCACCUAUUUUCGUGUUGGUUUUUAUGGAACCAAGUUUGGGGAUUUGGAUGAACAGGAAUUUGUUUACAAGGAGCCUGCAAUAACCAAACUUGCAGAGAUAUCUCACAGACUGGAGGGAUUUUAUGGAGAAAGAUUUGGAGAGGAUGUGGUUGAAGUAAUCAAGGAUUCUAAUCCUGUAGACAAGUGUAAAUUAGAUCCUAACAAGGCAUAUAUUCAGAUUACCUAUGUGGAGCCGUACUUUGACACAUAUGAGAUGAAGGACAGAAUCACAUAUUUUGACAAAAAUUAUAAUCUUCGCCGUUUCAUGUACUGUACACCCUUCACUUUAGAUGGUCGUGCCCAUGGGGAACUUCAUGAACAAUUCAAACGGAAGACCAUACUGACCACUUCUCAUGCUUUUCCUUAUAUUAAGACAAGGGUCAAUGUUACUCACAAAGAGGAGAUCAUCUUAACACCAAUUGAAGUUGCUAUUGAAGACAUGCAGAAAAAGACACAGGAGUUGGCAUUUGCAACACAUCAGGAUCCAGCAGAUCCCAAAAUGCUUCAGAUGGUGCUCCAGGGUUCUGUGGGCACAACUGUGAAUCAGGGGCCUUUGGAAGUUGCUCAGGUUUUCCUAUCUGAAAUACCCAGUGACCCAAAACUCUUCAGACAUCAUAAUAAACUGCGACUCUGCUUUAAAGAUUUUACUAAAAGGUGUGAAGAUGCCUUAAGAAAAAAUAAGAGCUUAAUUGGGCCAGAUCAAAAGGAGUAUCAAAGAGAACUGGAGAGAAACUAUCAUCGCCUUAAAGAGGCCCUACAGCCUCUGAUAAACAGAAAGAUCCCUCAGUUAUACAAGGUAGUAUUACCUGUCACCUGCCACAGAGAUUCCUUCAGUCGAAUGAGCCUGCGCAAAAUGGAUCUCUAAAAUAAACACUUGUUUUUAUUAAUUUGAAGAGAGCCACAUAUUCAACAUUGAGUGUGACAAGAAGUUAAGAUCUAUUGAAAAAUAAGACUUGGCACUUAAAUCAGAAAAUCGUAGCAUUAAUUUACUCAAUGAAGAAUGCAGUGGCCAAAUCAAAUGUAGAUUGUUGAAGUUUGAGAAUCAUGGCUAUAGCUUCUAAUAUUCUGGUAAUGUGCUGUUAUCUUUUUAAAGACAUUUUAAUGACUCAAGGGUACACUAUACAUUUAUCAUUAUUUAUACCAUAGCUAAUGUUAAUUUUAUUUACUUUAGGUUUGUAUUUUUUAAUUUAUAUGACCAUUUAUAAUUCAUUUUGGAACCAUUUUAAAUGUAGUAAAUGAUUAUUUUAAAGGUACUAUUAAAUAUGUGAACAUUUACACUAAUUUUAUUGAGUGGGACUUUUAAAAACUUUCUUUAUUGACAAAGGCAAAAAAUAAGUUAAGAGUUGAUUCAAGAACUAGCAUAAUGAAAAUAAAAAUUGACAGUCACUUUAUGGCCCCAAAGUUCCAAAUUGAAUGAAUGGGUGAAGACAUUGAUAACUGGUUUGUGAAGUCUUAAAACUGGUUUCUAAGCUAUUUUGCAUUUAGACAUCAAAAAAGGGGGGAUUUAGAAUAAAUUGCAGAAAUAACUUUAAGUACUGGGAAAGCUAACACCAGUGACAGUAGCUUGAUCUUUGACUUUCAACUUUAUUAUACUAAUGAUAAUGGUAUCAGUUUAAUGACUGUGACUAAAAUGAAUGAUUUGUUUCCAAAUUAAACAAGCCAGUCAUCAGUUUUUUCGUGACCAAAACUAUUACAUCAUAAUGCUAUUACACCAUAAAAACACGAAGAGCUGCUGUAUGACUUUAAUUUACCAGCUAAGAAGUUAUAUUUUUUGAUACUUGUAUAGAUUUUACAAAAAUAUGUAAAAUUGGUUGUUUUAAUUGAAGUUAAGAACCAAUUAAUUUAAAUUUUUAACUUUACGAGAAAUUCAACAAUUUCGGGGGAAAUGUAUUUCAAUUACUUGGCAGAUUUUCCCAAGAAAAUGCAUUAAUGCUUUCUGGAAGUGUUUUGACAAUGUUUUAUUUGUGUAGUAUUAUAGAUUACAGAAAAUCAUCAUUUAUAAUCUAUUCCUCUGAUCUGACCAGUUACAUGAAUCACUUAAGAAAGUAAGAUCUCCAAAACAUCUGAUUCUCCUAAGUGCAUAGGUGAGGUCAGAGUAUCUACCCACCUCCAACCUACCUUUAUAACUGGCAGUAUCAUCUCAAAUUCUUAUUUACAUCAAUCCAAAGACUGAAUUAUGAAAAGGUUUUUCAGAUAAGUCUACAAUGUUGGAUCACAAGGGGUUAACCAAAAAGUCAACAAGGUAUAACUUCAAAAAUAUAUUUGGGGACAAAGGAUCCAGAUAGACAAUAAGGAAAGGCUGGAAUUGGACAUUCUUUAAAACAAAAAAAAGGUACAUAUACUUUUCCAUGGGUACGGAAAGUAGGAAGAUAUAAGGGAGAGGAUAUUAAACCCCUAGGUCAUUUCUCAUUAAAUUGCAUUUAUGUAAAAUUUGAA
This is a messenger RNA of Pipistrellus kuhlii (Kuhl's pipistrelle), 8148 nucleotides long. It is a transcript of the gene DOCK7, whose product is annotated as dedicator of cytokinesis 7. NCBI's taxonomy places the organism in Eukaryota, Metazoa, Chordata, Mammalia, Chiroptera, Vespertilionidae. Gene Ontology annotation, molecular function: guanyl-nucleotide exchange factor activity. The transcript is spliced from 50 exons. The record is from RefSeq and is a predicted model, not a curated record. Gene Ontology annotation, biological process: positive regulation of GTPase activity; axonogenesis; small GTPase-mediated signal transduction. Bases 155 to 6577 code for a protein of 2140 amino acids.